AUGUACGGAGCCGAAGACGAGCUGUCCUUAGCGGUCGAUGCGUUCCUUACAGAUGCCAUGGGUCGUAAACAGACACAAGCACAAGCACAAGCACAAGCACCCCGAGAGGGCUCUACAGCUACUGCAGCCUCGCAAGCCUCACAGGGUGACAAGUCGUUUGAGUGCACUCACCCAGGUUGCACCAAACGGUUCACUCGCGCAGAGCACUUGCAACGGCAUGCGCUCAAUCAUCAACCUAGAGGCUCUGCGUGUGACAUAUGUCGCGCCCACUUCAAACGGCCCGAUCUAUUGAGUGAGUGCACUGAUAGUCUGGACAACGCAGUUUCUGACAUUUCGCAAGGACGACAUAUGGAAAGACAUCGUCAGAAGGAUAUUGAGGCUGGAGGAACCGGCUUUGGCAUUCUUGAUACACGGAAGAGGGCUUGGGAGGCACCCGACGGAUCGGUCGUUGAAAAACGGCCGUGUCGAAGCGCACAGGCCCGAAAUAACCAAGCUGUGGAAAAGAACACCCUUGAAGCGCAACAGGAACCAUCACCAGAAUCUGAACAAGCAGAUAAUCACAACAACCAAUCUCCUGGGUUAACGGCUUGGAGUCACGAAGACAGUCAGCGAUUAAAUACAGCUGAUUUGCACAACGCGACUGAUUUCAAUCUUGGGGGUUCUCUCUUUGUUAACCCAACCACCAAGUUGGGACCAGAACACCAAUCCGGGUUUCCCUCAACGGACCAAUUCGAUCACACCGCCGGGAUCGAAGACUUCUGUCUUGAUCAACUGGACCCUCUGCUGCUCAACGAUUCCUUUGUCGAUCCAGCUACGUUCGACUACACCCAGAGCUUCCAGCCAGACACAGCCAGCUCGUUUAAUAUGCCAUAUACGACUGCGUUGGACUACAGCUGGCUUUUUAACGUGAACUUGAAACCAACAUCUCUUGCAAAGGACCAACAACAGAAUAUCCAGACCCAACAGAUGUCCGAGUCUCUCCAAAUACUAUCCCCAGAGUCCAUCAACAGUUCCCGUCGCUGGUCAGAGUCAGGGCACUCUCACACCAGUGAAUCAAGACCCGAUAUCCCCGAUCCUCGCACCGCAGUAUUGAACCAAACCAAGGCUAUUUCUGAUACACCCACCAGUGUCAAGUCAAAGCCUAGAAUGCUGACGCAACAGAGAAAUGUAAGGGCUCCUCGGCCCAAUACUGUACGCGAGAAUUUACAUGUCGAGCAACCCGAGUUCAACAGGCCCUUCUCUAUGUUGGAUAAAGGCCCACCAGUGCCUAGGAUUGAGGAACACGUUCGCAAACGAAUCUUGCAAGUCAUCGAAACCGCCAACCCAUCUUUACCUGAACCUCGCCAAUCACCUUUCGAUGAACCACUCCUGUCGAGGGACGCUUUGCAGAGCUACCUCGAGUUAUUCUUCUUCCGGUUCAACACCGCCUAUCCCUUGAUGCACCUUGCAACAUUCGACAUCAAUAAAGUCGAGCCGCUGCUACUUAUUUCCGUCCUCUUACUCGGAGCCACCUACUCAACUAAGGAUGCACACCAGCUGGCUGUCUGCAUCCACGAUGUCAUCCGCCCCAGUAUCUUUGCUCAUGCAAGCUUCUCGGCGCGCGCAGAGCUAUGGACACUGCAGACUAUUCUCCUGGUGGAGUGUUUCGGCAAAUCUCGAGCCGGACAGAAGCAACACGAUAUGAGUCAUCUGUUCCAUGGACUUCUCAUCAAUCUCAUCCGACGGUCUGACUGUCAAUCGGUUCGCCCCCAGGGACCUCCUGUCGAUCGAACAGGUAGUACAGAAGGUGCCAUGCGAGACCUCUGGCGACGAUGGGCUAUUGCAGAACAGAAGAAACGCCUUGCUCUUCUGUGCUUCAUGUGGGAUACACAGCAUGCAGUCCUCUUUUGCCAAAGUCUUUGCAUGUCUGCGUUCGAACUUCGUCUAGAACUUCCCUGUAACCAAAGGAUCUGGGAAGCUCCUGAUCCGACUUCCUGGGCUAUGGCAUGGCGGUUGUCGCCCUGUAAUCCCCAACACAACUUCUUCCUACCUAGUCUAAAGUCAUACCUUGGCCCAUCAACACCUCGCCCACAAGCACUGACUGGACUAUCACAUGUACUUAUGCUCCAUGGUCUUAUGUCGAUAGCAUGGGACAUGCAACGUCGCGACCAGACAGCACUCGGUGUAACCGAGGGUGAUGCGCCGACUGCGAAAUGGCGACAAAUUAUCGGCAACGCGUAUGAAGCCUGGAAGGGAGACUUUGAUGCCUACAUAGCUUCCGUAAUCUCCCAGCUACAGAACACGCCCGCUGAUCAAGCCCGACGCAGCGAAUACGUGGCAUUUGCGACUGCCUACAACGCCUUGUUCCACUCUGCACAAGCACUCCUUCAUAUGGAAUUCUUGGAUGUUCAGAUCUACGCUGGAGCUCGUCACAUAUUAGGGCGACCAGUACAGCAGAAGGAUUACCGCCGAUCUGCAAAGGCUAUAAAGCAGUGGGCUUCUGCGGCUACGGAGCGUCAAAGUAAAGAACUAGGUUCAAAACCCGAGCAAUCUCCAGCCCCCAUUGCUGCAUGGCACGCCGCUCGUUUACUACACGAAAACACCAAGGUUCUCACUCGCUCAGAUGCCAUGCAACUGUUCCAUGUGCCAUGGUGUCUCUACCUAGCAACCCUAGCCUGUUGGGCAUUCCGACAUGCUCAGCCGAGCAAAGGCGGGACGACCGAUAAUGACGAUAAUGACGAUGAAAGUGGAGACGAAGGAGACGAGAUCAUCUGGGAUCCACAAGGAGAGAUGGAAAGUCUUGUAUCAAGAAUGGCACAGAACGUACCGCAGGAUAUUACUGUGAAGACAGGCCAGCUUCGUCAAACGGUUGGUCUGGUCUGGACUAUGGCAGAGACUUUGAGCAAGGUUAGAUGGGGAAUCUUACAUGCUGGAGUUGUUGUGCUACGAGGAUUAAUUCCACAACGGCUCAUCAACCAGUAUGAUGAGCCUCAUGAUGACAACUUUUAA
This is a messenger RNA of Fusarium sp. VM40, 2988 nucleotides long. The record is from the annotation of a GenBank genome assembly. Lineage: Eukaryota; Fungi; Ascomycota; Sordariomycetes; Hypocreales; Nectriaceae.